Molecule: messenger RNA, 1937 nt
Organism: Nicotiana tabacum (common tobacco)
Lineage: Eukaryota; Viridiplantae; Streptophyta; Magnoliopsida; Solanales; Solanaceae
Source: RefSeq, a predicted model, not a curated record
UGAUCCUAACUGAACAGGCAAAGUAAAUCCACGGAUGAAACACUCAUAACUGAACAGUGAUAGACUAUUCGCUUUCUCCUAAAGCCUUCAAUCGAAAUCGCACGAUGAGAGGGUACAAGUUUUGCUGUGAUUUCCGGUACCUCCUCAUCUUGGCUGCUGUCGCCUUCAUCUACAUACAGAUGCGGCUUUUUGCGACACAGUCAGAAUAUGCAGAUCGCCUUGCUGCUGCAAUUGAAGCAGAAAAUCACUGUACAAGUCAGACCAGAUUGCUUAUUGACCAGAUUAGCCAGCAGCAAGGAAGAAUAGUUGCUCUUGAAGAACAAAUGAAGCGUCAGGACCAGGAGUGCCGACAGUUAAGGGCUCUUGUUCAGGAUCUUGAAAGUAAGGGCAUAAAAAAGUUGAUCGGAAAUGUACAGAUGCCAGUGGCUGCUGUAGUUGUUAUGGCUUGCAAUCGGGCUGACUACCUGGAAAAGACUAUUAAAUCCAUCUUAAAAUACCAAAUAUCUGUUGCGCCAAAAUAUCCUCUUUUCAUAUCCCAGGAUGGAUCACAUCCUGAUGUUAGGAAGCUUGCUUUGAGCUAUGAUCAGCUGACGUAUAUGCAGCACUUGGAUUUUGAACCUGUGCAUACUGAAAGACCAGGGGAGCUGAUUGCAUACUACAAAAUUGCACGUCAUUACAAGUGGGCAUUGGAUCAGCUGUUUUACAAGCAUAAUUUUAGCCGUGUUAUCAUACUAGAAGAUGAUAUGGAAAUUGCCCCUGAUUUUUUUGACUUUUUUGAGGCUGGAGCUACUCUUCUUGACAGAGACAAGUCGAUUAUGGCUAUUUCUUCUUGGAAUGACAAUGGACAAAUGCAGUUUGUCCAAGAUCCUUAUGCUCUUUACCGCUCUGAUUUUUUUCCCGGUCUUGGAUGGAUGCUUUCAAAAUCUACUUGGGACGAACUAUCUCCAAAGUGGCCAAAGGCUUACUGGGACGACUGGCUAAGACUCAAAGAGAAUCACAGAGGUCGACAAUUUAUUCGCCCAGAAGUUUGCAGAACAUAUAAUUUUGGUGAGCAUGGUUCUAGUUUGGGGCAGUUUUUCAAGCAGUAUCUUGAGCCAAUUAAACUAAAUGAUGUCCAGGUUGAUUGGAAGUCAAUGGACCUUAGUUACCUUUUGGAGGACAAUUACGUGAAACACUUUGGUGACUUGGUUAAAAAGGCUAAGCCCAUCCAUGGAGCUGAUGCUGUUUUGAAAGCAUUUAACAUAGAUGGUGAUGUGCGUAUUCAGUACAGAGAUCAACUAGACUUUGAAGAUAUCGCACGGCAAUUUGGCAUUUUUGAAGAAUGGAAGGAUGGUGUACCACGGGCAGCAUAUAAAGGAAUAGUGGUUUUCCGGUACCAAACGUCCAGACGUGUAUUCCUUGUUGGCCCUGAUUCGCUUCAACAACUCGGAAAUGAAGAUACUUAACAAAGAUAUGAUUGGAGCCCGGACAAAGAUUUAGACUUAUUGGGUAGGAUGCAUCGAGCUGACACCAAACCAUGAGUUUACCAGUUACAUACAACGUUUUAAUUGUUAUAUGGAGGAGCUCACUGUUCUAGUGUUGAAGGGAUAUCGGCUUCUUAAUAUUGGAUGAAUCAUCACAACCUAUUUUUUUUAAGCCAAGUGUUCCGAACAUAAAGAGGAAAUGUAGCCCUGUAAAGACAAUACCUGGGACGAUCAUAAUCACAGGUCAAUAGUUUUGCUUCUCAGAAGGAACAUUACAAUUGUGAGCACUCCGCACGCCCUCUUUUGGAAGAAUAUGAGAACUUUUCUCAUUUACUCUAGUCUAUUUUGGAAAUGCAGAUUCCUCAGAAUUUAUAUUACUCUUAGUGUUGUCAAAUUGACGAACACAACUGUGAGCACGUAAUUUUUUCCCUACAAAAUACUCCUACAAAAAUUCACAAAAAAUGGAUUUUUCUA